GUAUCCGUAUAAUUGUCAAUAUCGAUAACGGCGAAACUGCAUUAUUUCUAUAAAAAAUUAAUUGUUUUACAAACAAGCGAAUUUUUCUUAGUAAAUUAGCUAAGUGCGAUCUCAUCUCGAUAAGUUAUACAGCUCGUAUCAAAUUACGUGCCUGCCAAUAUGGAAAAAAACAAUUAUCCUCCACCUUACGGUUGGAAUGGCAACUCGCCUCAGGUUCCUCCGUCCGCUCCGCCUAGUUAUUCCCAGGCUGUUGGUGGUGUGGGGCCGUCGAGCCCCUAUACGCCUCAAUACCAUCCCUCUUCAGGGCCUACAAUAGUGACUACAGUGGUUCCAGUAGGGCCUCAACCUACACAUAUGAUUUGCCCGAGUUGUCACUCUGAGAUAAACACUGAUACACAGACAAAGCCAGGAAUCAUUGCUUAUAUAUCUGGAGCUGUCAUUUUUAUGCUAGGAGGCUUUUUGGGCUGCUGCUUGAUACCAUGCUGCAUAGAUAGCUGCAUGGAUGUGCACCACACCUGCCCGCAUUGCGAUGCAUACCUUGGCCGCUACAGGCGAUAAGUUUUAAGUAUUUAUUUUUAUUAGAAACUAAGUAAUGAAACGAAUCUGACACAAGUAACAUUAAUUUGAUGUCUCAUAACUUCAACUUUCUAUACUGUCAACUUUAACUGCCUUCAGAUAAUUAAACCAAUAUUUAAACCCUUAAAACAUCACAACAGGUAACAUCUGUCUAAUACCAGUGAAUGUUUAGUUAAGAUAAAAUAAUUGUAAUAAGAUCUGUGUACAUUUAGUAUUUUUGUUGAUACAUAAUUAUAUACUAAUUAAUUACGUGUGCUAGUCUAUUUAAUCCAAGCUGUUUUAUAAAUAUUUAAUUCAUAGCUAUACAGUUUAAGGAGACAUUUUAGAACUUUUAUUAUAUUAUGUAUUUACAUUAAAUUAUACAAAAAUAUGAUUCUUGUUAAGUAUACUUAAUACUAAAGAUUAUGAUUUGAUCUCUGUUUUUGGAUGACCAAAUCGGCUGAGUGCCAUAGCUUCUGGACUGGGAAUCUCUUAUAUAUUGAAAAGAGUUGUUGUGGUUCAUUUCAAAUAUAAAUAUUACACGUUUCUUGUUAAAAAUUGAAUUAUCUUCAGUAUAUGCCUAAUAUCAUUUUUUGUUUGGGUACAAGGUUUAUUAUUAGUGAAGCAUUAGCAAACUACAAGUCCUUUUUAAUUAAUCAACUAACUCAAUAUUCUGCAUAUACUGUAGCUGGUUCAGAACAUUUUUUUUAUUUGAUUUUCGAUAGAGUAUAUAUUACUCCAUAAAAUUAUUUUGUCAUAUUAGUUCACAAGUGCAUCUGGUUUUAACACUUUCACUAUAAGAGAGCCAUGGAAAAUUUUGUGAAACUUGAGAGAAAUUACUAUAUUGCUUGCUCAAGUAAAGAAUCUGACUGACAAUUGAAUUGUGUGAAUAAAAAUAUUGAAAUACUAGCAGAAGCCACGAGGUUUCAUCAGAGUUGUUCCUGUUCUUGUAAGAAUAAAGGGAUUAAAUAUAGCCUAUACCAACUGGGGAUGUAGCAUUCCAACAGUGAAAGAUUUUUUUUCAAAAUAGUUCAGUAGUUUCAGAGUCUAUUUAUUGCGAACAAACUAUCAAUCAAAUCUUUCUUCUUUAUAAUAUUAGUAUAGAUAAAAACUAGAAAAUCAAUGUAUCUCGUCCUUUAUAGUAUAUAAUAUUAUAAUAUUAAUGAUUUGGAUUAUAAACGUCAGUCAGACAUCCUAAGACCACUUGCAUAGAUAGUGAAUGUGUUAAAAAUAUAUAUAAUGGAAACUUAUGUAAUUCAAUGCUGCUUGUAUGAUAAAUAAUUUAAAUAGAAAGUUUCAAUAUUCAAAUAAUAUACAUAUUUCAACAUAUUUAGUGUAAAAGUACAAAUAUUUUAAGUUAUUAUUGGUGUGCAUUGGCAUUAAAAAGACUAUUGUCUCAUUUUGCAUUAACUAAAAUCCGUCUUAAUAUAGGUUGUCUAUUUUUAAUUAUUUUAACAAUUUUUUUUUUUUUUUUUUUAUAAUUCAUUACUAUUGUGCAAUCAGCUGCAACAGCUUUAAGCAAAUUGCUUGUGGGUACUACAUGGCAUGUGUAGCUGACCUUCCAUUGAAGGCCAUGCUAAUUUAUUUUAUUUGUUAAUUUUUUGUAUUUCAUUUGUACAUUUGUACAUUCUUAUUAUUUUGAUUUUUUUUUUUUUUUUUUUACAGGAGAUCCCAUAUGUAGGCGCGCUUUAGCCUUCUAACAUCUAUUGGAUGACUGAGGGCAGUAGCAAGUUUAUUUUCAUGGGUGUUUAUGCGAUUUUUAUAGCACAUUGAUCUGAGUUCAACCUCUUCUUUUACUGUUUU
Molecule: messenger RNA, 2358 nt
Organism: Bicyclus anynana (squinting bush brown)
Lineage: Eukaryota; Metazoa; Arthropoda; Insecta; Lepidoptera; Nymphalidae
Product: LITAF domain-containing protein
Exons: 4
Coding region: 160-558 (132 amino acids)
Molecular function (GO): zinc ion binding
Source: RefSeq, a predicted model, not a curated record